AGCCAGCAGCUUUCUAUCUUUUUCCAAACUGAGCAGAGAUUGGAGAGGAGAGGCAGAGGCUGGUCGUGUGAGUUCAGGCCGGUGGGGAGAGUGUAAACUCUACAACUCUUUGAGGCAGCUGAGAUAGACAGAGGGAAAGAGGUUGGUGCUGCUGCUGCAACCAGUUAGCCAGCCGGACAGCCAGCCAAGAGUUCCAUGCAUCUACUGAUCAGAAGCUCCAGGGUGGUGCCCAGCAUGAAAGUCCAAUAAAGGAGUUCUGUACAACUGGAACAAACUUCUCCAGCGUCUGAAAGUUUCCUAUGUGGCUGACCUGUGUGCCAACAUGAAAGACGACUUUGGAGAAGAGGAGGAGGUUCAGUCCUUUGGCUAUAAGAGGUUUGGCAUUCAAGAAGGAACACAAUGCACAAAGUGUAAAAGUAACUGGGCACUGAAGUUUUCCAUCAUACUGUUGUAUAUAUUAUGUGCCUUGUUGACAAUAACAGUAGCCAUUCUGGGAUACAAAGUUGUAGAAAAAAUGGACAAUGUUACUGGUGGCAUGGAAAAUUCUCAUAGAAGGUAUACUGAGAAACUCACGGAAGUGGAGAGUGACCUGAAAAAAUUGGAAUGGAACUUAAGAGAGCAACUAUUAACCGGAACUGUAAUGCCUCUGAUGCAUUCUCUGGUGGUUGGCUACAUAUCAAGCAAUUAUUACCAAACUGGAGAGAAAGCUGUGAGCACCAACACAGAGCUUUCAAGCUUCAAAGAUGACAUCCUGGCACUUCGCCAGCAGCUUCAUGAGAUUUCAGAGAAAACAGCAAAGAACAAAGACACACUAGAGAAGUUGCAAGAGUCUGGGAAUGUGUUGGAUGACCAGCAGAGCCAAAUUAAAGGUGUUUUGGAUAGCAACUCUUUCAUGAUUUUAAGUGUCAACAAAACUCUCCAGGCUUACAAUAGCUACAUCAACGAUCUUCAGCAAGACACAAGUAAUAUUCAGACAAGUUUGCAAAGUCAAAUGCACUCACACAACAUAGUGAUCACAAAUCUAAAUAAUCUGAAUCAGACACAAGUUCAGCAAAGAGAUCUUAUCAGUGCUUUGCAGAGAUCUGUGGAUGAUACAAGUCAAGCUAUCCAAAGAAUCAAAAGCGACUUUCAAAACCUUCAGCAGGUUGCCCUCCAAGCAAGGAAGGACACAGACUGGCUUAAAGAGAAAGUGCAGAAUUUGCAGACAUUAGCGGCCAACAACUCAGCUUUGGCCAAAGCUAAUAAUGAUACACUUGAAGAUAUGAGCAAUCAACUUAGCUCAUUCAGCGGACAGAUGGAGAACAUCACUACUAUUGCACAAGCCAAUGAACAAAGUUUGAAGGAUAUCCAGGAACGCCACAAAGAAUAUGAAAACGGAACAUCUGCCAAGUUUAGCCAGCAAGACGAGCGAUUUCAUAACUUCGAGACAGAUAUUGUCAACAUCAUUAGUAAUAUUAGCUACACUGCCCAUCACUUGCGGACACUAACUAGCAAUCUCAAUGAUGUCAGGACAACAUGCACAGAUACCCUUAGUAAACAUACAGAUGAGCUGACUUUUAUGAACAACACAUUAGCAAAUAUUCGCCUGGAUGCUACUGCUCUUAGAAUGCAACAGGAUGUGAUGAGGACAAGAUUAGACAUUGAAGUAUCCAAUUUAUCAGUAGUAAUGGAAGAAAUGAAGGUGGUAGAUUCUAAACAUGGCCAGCUCAUUAAAAAUUUCACAAUACUACAAGGCCCUCCAGGUCCGAGAGGUCCCAAAGGUGACAGAGGGCCCCAAGGUCCUAUGGGUUUUGUUGGGCCCAAAGGACAAAAGGGAGAAAAAGGUGAACCAGGAGCACCAGGACCUCAAGGUGAAAAAGGACCACCUGGACCAUUCGGACCACCAGGUGAAAAAGGUGGAAAAGGUUCCAGAGGUUCACCUGGAUCCAAAGGCCAGAGAGGUUCAACUGGAAAGACUGGUCUGCCAGGACCCAACGGAGAACCAGGAUUACCUGGACCACCUGGCAAAGAGGGCCCUCCAGGCCCACAGGGCCCACCUGGACUUCAAGGUCUACAAGGAAUUGUUGGUGAGCCAGGAAUACCUGGUCCACGUGGGUUGCCUGGUCUGCCUGGUACUCCUGGAAUGCGUGGACCUCAGGGCCAACCUGGACCUCCUGGGCCACCAGGUCCAGGAAUACCAGUGGCACUACAAAGUGAGGCUAAUGGUUGUCCUGUUUAUUGGAAGAAUUUUACGGGCAACUGUUACUACUUUUCAUCAGAAAGAACCAUUUUUGAAGAUGCAAAGGCUUUCUGUGAAGAGAAAUCAUCACAUUUGGUUUUUAUAAACAGUAAAGAAGAGCAGCAAUGGCUAAAAAAACAGGUUAUUGCAAAAGGCAGCUUCUGGAUUGGCCUCACGGACUCGGCAAAGGAAGAUGAAUGGCGAUGGCUGGAUGGAACCUUACCGGAAUAUAUAAACUGGAGUGCUGGGCAGCCCGAUAACUGGAAACAUGGCCAUGGACCAGGGGAAGAUUGUGCCGGGUUAAUUCAUGCUGGGCUCUGGAAUGACUUUCACUGUGAAGAUGUUAACAGUUUUAUUUGUGAACAAGAGAUGGACAAAGCUGGGGCUCCAGGAUUGUAAUAGGCUGUGAACUGAAAGACACAAAUGAGUGAAAUUUCCUGAAUGAUGAAGUAUCUUCUGGGACAGAAUCAUCACCCAACCAAAAGAGGGAGCACUGAGAACUUUGAUGGGAAAAAAAAUCAUCAGCGCAAUUCAUUCUCCAUGUCUUCUAAUUUUUCAGAGGUUUUACAACCUGUUGCACAAAAGCACUGACUGGAAGUACAAUUGGACUAAACCAGCUACAGAUCCUUCUCAACUUUAAUACAUAAAAAUACUGAAGAUUUAUAAAAGAAUGGACAAUGCCAAGCUGACUACAAAUCACAACCUUUCCAUAGGAAGAAAAUCCAAUACAAACCUACUAUGUAAACACAACAGCCACUUCCUAAAAUUCCAAAUAUUGGCAAAUUAUAUAAAUAUACAUUUAUAAAUAUAUAUAUAUAAAUUUUUAUAUAAAUACCUAUAGGCCAAUUCUGAUCAGUAAUAUAGAAUAUACUUUUAAAUUUUUUGUAUUUUUGUACAAAAUAUUUGCCUAUUACAUUGGUCUUUUUAACUUCCUUUUUAUAUGUAGUACACAGAUGCCAAAGAAAAUAGCAGUGAUACUACUUAUUCACUAGAAGAGAUUGUCAGGUAUAGGUCUCAUCAGUUAAAAACACAUAUUUUGAUUUAAUAUAUAUAUAUAUAUUUCCCAGAUAAAUCACCCUAGUUUAAUAACUUUUGAAAAUGACUAUAGGUGGCAUUUGUAGUAUUUUAUGCAAGAGUGUAUAGCAGCUGUCACCAACCUGGUGCCCUCCAGAUGUUUUGGAAUUCUAUAUCCCUCAACUCCAGCUAGCACAAGCAUGCUGACUGCGGCUGAUGGGAACUGUAGUUUAGAACAUCUGGAGGGUACCGCAUUGGCAAAGGCUGGCACAGACCAUGUUGUGAUUUAUCCCCAAGACAGAUAUGAUGCAGUUCUCAAAUACCUUUCUUCUGACUUGGUCCUAUUUAAUGUGAUGGGAUGACUGGAAUAUGCAGAGAAUAAACCACAUGGGGAUGGGAGCCUAACAGCCCUGUCCUCAUGGAACACCUGAUACUAUUCUGCCUUCAAGGAAGUGGGGUCAUGCUUGAGGAAAGAGGCCAGAACUCAGUAGCAAAGCAGAAUGUCCGGGUUCAAUCCCUAGUAUUUACAAUUAAAAGGGGUAGUAGCAAGUGAUGGGAUAGACCUCUGCCUGGACAGCUACUAAUGCCAGGCUAGAUGAGGAAAUAGUCUGAACUGGUGUAAGGCAGAUUCCUAUGUUCCCAUUCUAUCCUUAUCUAUAGGGUUUCUGUUGGUCCUGGGGACUCAACUGUAAUACAUACAAAUGGAAACUCAAGGCCAAACUAGACAAUGCAGUUCAAUAUGUGUAACUUGUCCCCAAAGGCAUUUCGGAGAGACCAAUGGGCAAUACAACAGCAGGGGAUACUUAACCCUUGCCUUUCCAGCCAUUUUUCUGCGCCAAGUCAGUCCCUCCAAGCUGCUGCUCUUUUCUCUGCAGGGACGAAUGACUGUCAAGGAAAAGGUUAAGCAGCUCCUUCCCAGAGCUGCUCCUCUGCUUCUUGUCAACCUCACCAAACCUCCUGCUUUGGGGAUUUUUUCUUUUUAAGACAUUGAGGAAAAUCUAGUUUGGUUCUCAGCUGGCACAAAUACUGGCAUUAAGAAAUCCUGGACAAGCAUAAUGUUCAAGAAUGAACUGUACUUAAAAUAAAUAUUGUGUUCAAAAUUGUCACACAUUUUGACCUUCAUGAGAGUAAUGUGACAUUUGUGUGUAGAAGGAAUCAUGCAACUAUGUGUAUUUUGAUUUAGCAGAAAUGUCUUAUGAUCACUUGUUGCUGAAGGUUCUGGGUACCUAAAAGGAAUUUGUUUUGUCAGUGGCGUCACUAGGGUUGGUGUCACCCGGUGCAGCCCGCAGCGCCUUCUCUCUGACUCCGAGCGAGCGCAUGGCCGCAUACGCGGCCACACGACAGGACCCAGGAGCGCGCCGCCGCCUCGUUGUCUGCCACCGCUUCCACCUUCUAACAGGAAGGCAGCCAGCGUGCCACACGAAGGCUCUAGGCGGUGCCGGGGGGGGCGGCUCUGGGUGUCACCCCUGUCUGGUGGUGUCACCCGGUGUGGCCCGCACCUGCCGCACCCUCCUAGUGACGCCCCUGCGUUUUGUCAUACAGCAAGUGAACUGAUGAUGUACAGAAGCUAAUGCCGACAAAUAUCAAAGUGGCCUUCAUAUUUUUUCCCCUGAAAUGUUUUGCUCAAACAUUAGUAUCACUCAUUCCUCUCAUCUGCUCCAUUCCAAUUAAAUAACAUUUGCUAAAACUUUACUAUUUCCUUCUGUGCCUAACUUUCCUCAAUAUUUGCCCUGGUUAGUGUUACAGUGAAUAAUCAGUGAAUAAACAGGAAAGUUUAGAAAUCUAUGCAGAUAAGGCGAAAGGUGAUCUAUCUCCCUGUUGUUUUAUCCCCAAGGAACAUUUCAUUUUACUAUUUACUGUUGCAUCUAAGCUAUUUUCAGAUGUUACCCUGCUUCUCCUUCUGGCAUUCAGUUAACUUGAAAAGCCCCCCCCAUCUUUAUUCUUUAUUGGAACACCAGAAUAGGGUCCUCCACACAUGCAGCUUGUACCAGUGGAGGCUGGCUUGAGGCAUUCAGUUAAUGAAUUGAUUCUGUCAUUCUGAUGCCACUGCCCUGUCUCCUGGUAAAUCACCUCAAUCUCCAGACUCUCAGGUUUCAUUUUUUAAAAAAUUAAGUUUCUAGGUGGUCUGGUUCAAGGGAUAUACACCAAAAUGUCAAUCCCCACAACGUCUGUUAAAUGAGUUCAUAGCUGGCUGCUCUAACCCUGCCCUUUCAGUUUUGUAGCCACUAGAAGUCAGGGUUGUGAUUGACAAGGGAUUUGUUGACCUCCAAGCAAUAGAUCCCAUUGCAAGUCCAGAAAAAUGUUGUUUUUUUCCUGCGUGUCUAAAAAAUCUCAUAAAUUGAGUAAGUUUAUAGCUUUCAGCAGUAGCCAAAGUCUCUUUAUCUCUAAAUACCAUUACAAUGUGCUAUGCUUUUCAAAUUAUGAGGAGUCAAACAAGUUUAAAUUUUCCUAGGCUGCUGAAGAGGGCAGUGUUUUGAAAACCUUCCCAAUAUGAAGCGUUAAUCCUAUACACUUUUCUGGGAGAAAAGCUGCAAUGCUAAUCCCACAUACCCUGAGUAAACCCCAUUGAAUUCAAUAGGACUUGCUUUUGAGUAUACAUGGUGAGGAUUGUGCUGUAAAUUAAUGGGACUUAUGAGUGAACAUAGCAAAGAAUUGUGCUUGUAUUGUAAAUCUUUCUCUCCCCCUCCCAUCCUAUUUUUCAAAGCAAUAAGACAGGUGUCACUGCUAUUAUUAUGCAGGAAACUAAUACUGAUUUCAUUUUUUUUAAAAAAAGUUCUGCAAUGACCAACUGGUUUUAACAAUAAACAAUUAUAUGGGGUGUAUGCAUUUUAUAUCUCCAGUGUGUGUAUAUAUGGAGCCUUUCCAACAUCCCUGUGGGGUAAGGUUGCCGAUUGGAAGCCAAGGCAGCUCACAACAAGAAAUAAAUCCCUUUAAAAUCCAAUAAAAAAACAAGUAUAAAACAAUUGCAAAACAGCUUAAAUUGCAUGAUUCUGAAUUUAGGGUUGAGUGAAGUUUGUUAUCACUGGAGGUUGCAGUUCUGUGCAUGUUUCUGAGUUUGAGUAAUCCCCAUUGAAUACAUUGGGACUUGCUUCUCAGUAAACAUGCAUAGGAUUUCACUAUAAAUAUCUUUACAGGUUGUUUAAAUAAUAAACA
Messenger RNA from Rhineura floridana, 6385 nucleotides. It is a transcript of the gene COLEC12, whose product is annotated as collectin subfamily member 12. Bases 323 to 2617 code for a protein of 764 amino acids. The record is from RefSeq and is a predicted model, not a curated record. The transcript is spliced from 11 exons. Lineage: Eukaryota; Metazoa; Chordata; Lepidosauria; Squamata; Rhineuridae. Gene Ontology annotation, molecular function: signaling receptor activity.